Molecule: messenger RNA, 5956 nt
Organism: Rhea pennata
Lineage: Eukaryota; Metazoa; Chordata; Aves; Rheiformes; Rheidae
Gene: ATP13A3
Product: ATPase 13A3
Exons: 34
Coding region: 109-3951 (1280 amino acids)
Biological process (GO): polyamine transmembrane transport; intracellular calcium ion homeostasis
Cellular component (GO): late endosome membrane
Molecular function (GO): ATP hydrolysis activity; ATPase-coupled monoatomic cation transmembrane transporter activity; P-type ion transporter activity
Source: RefSeq, a predicted model, not a curated record
GGUCCCGCGCCCGGUCCCGCGCCCACCCCGGCGACAUGGGGCUCAGCUGAGGGCGCCGGUGAGUGGGGCCGCGACGCUGCGCGGCCGGGCAGGUGACUCAGCCAUUGUAUGCAUGAGAUUUGUCCACACACUGGCUCUUCAGACAGGUCUUCCAUAUCUCAAAUUAAGAAGUUCCAUAUCACACUAAACAUGGAGAAAGAAGAAAAGAAGUUUGUCAAUAAAGCAGAGGAGGAGGAGAUGGAGAUCUAUGGUUAUGAUCUGUGCCGUUGGAAGCUGGUGCUAGUUACUGUAGGAGUUAUCUGUUCUGGAGGCUUUCUUCUCCUCCUCCUCUACUGGAUGCCUAAGUGGCGUGUGGAAGCAACAUGCAAAAGGACUAUGCUCAAAGACUGUGGAGUGGUUCUGCUGAGAACAACUGAUGAAUUCAAGAUAUGGUUCUGUGCAAAGGUUCGCGUUAUGCCUUCUUUGGGAGCUGUUUCUUUACAGAGUCCUAAACCUAUUAUACACAAGGUUUCAAAUGGCCAUGCUGUUCACUUCUGUGAAACUUCUGCAGAAGAGAUUAAAAAUGAUUUGAAAAAAUAUUUGCCUAUUCGUUAUUUCACACAUCAUAGUGUGAAAUAUUUCUGGAGUGAUUCAGUUCAAAGUUUUGAUGUUGUACGGGGGCUAGAUGAAUCUACAUUCUGUUCUUCAAUUCAUAAUGAACACAGCACAGGAUUGACAAAGGCGAUCCAUGAUUACAGAAAAAUAUUCUAUGGAGUAAAUGAAAUUGCUGUGAAAGUGCCUUCCAUUUUUAAGCUUCUGAUUAAGGAGGUUCUCAAUCCUUUUUACGUUUUUCAGUUGUUCAGUGUGAUAUUGUGGAUCACUGAUGAAUAUCACUACUAUGCAUUAGCAAUUGUGAUUAUGUCUGUAAUAUCCAUUGUUAGCUCACUCUACACCAUUAGAAAGCAAUAUGUUAUGUUACAUGACAUGGUAGCAGCUCACAGCAUUGUCAGAGUUUCUGUCUGCAGAGGAAACCAAGUAAUAGAAGAAAUCCUUUCCACUGACCUUGUGCCUGGAGAUGUCAUGCUGAUUCCAUCUAAUGGGACCAUUAUGCCCUGUGAUGCAGUGCUUCUCAGUGGUACUUGCAUUGUAAAUGAAAGUAUGUUAACAGGUGAAAGUGUUCCUGUCACAAAGAUUAAUCUACCAAAUCCUUCAGAAGAUCCAAAAGCAAUGGGAGAUGAAAUAUACAGUCCCGAAGUGCAUAAACGGCAUACUUUGUUCUGUGGAACCAAUGUAAUUCAAACACGAUUUUAUACUGGAGAAUUAGUCAAAGCUCUAGUAGUGAGAACAGGCUUUAGCACUGCUAAAGGACAACUUGUUCGCUCUAUACUGUAUCCAAAGCCAACUGAUUUUAAACUCUAUAGAGAUGCCUAUCUGUUUCUCCUGUCUUUGGUAGUGGUGGCAGGCAUUGGCUUUCUGUACACAGUUGUCAAUAGCAUCUUAAACAAGGUUCCAGCUCAUAUCAUCAUCAUCGAGUCUCUUGACAUUAUCACUAUCACAGUGCCCCCAGCACUCCCUGCUGCCAUGACUGCUGGCAUUGUUUAUGCGCAGAAACGCUUGAAAAAAAUUGGCAUCUUCUGCAUCAGCCCACAAAGGAUAAAUAUUUGUGGCCAGCUGAAUCUUGUGUGUUUUGAUAAGACUGGCACACUUACUGAGGAUGGUUUGGAUCUUUGGGGAAUUCAGCGGGUGGAAAGUGCUCGUUUCCUUUUGCCGGAAGAGAGGGCUUGCAGUGAGAGCUUGCUGAAGUCUGAGUUUGUUGCUUGCAUGGCAACUUGUCAUUCCCUUACAAAAAUUGAAGGGGUACUUUCUGGGGACCCACUUGAUUUGAAGAUGUUUGAAGCAAUAGGAUGGAUUUUAGAAGAAGCAACUGAAGAAGAAACAGCACUUCAUAAUCGUAUUAUGCCAACGGUGGUUCGCCCUUCAAAACAGCCUUUUCCAGAAUCCAAGCAGGCAACGAAUCAAGAAAUGGAAUUAUUUGAGCUUUCAACCAGCUAUGAGAUUGGAAUUGUGCGCCAGUUUCCAUUUUCUUCAGUUUUACAACGUAUGUGUGUAAUAACCAGAGUUCUGGGGGAGAAGAGAAUGGAUGCUUACAUGAAAGGUGCCCCUGAGGUGAUUGCCAGUUUGUGUAAGCAGGAAACAGUUCCUGUUGACUUUGAGAGUGUCCUGGAAGAAUACACUAAGCAGGGCUUCCGAGUUAUUGCUCUUGCUCACAGAAAAUUGGAGUCUAAGCUUACAUGGCACAAAGUCCAGACUAUUAAUAGAGACGCUAUUGAAAGCAGCAUGGAUUUUAUGGGGUUAAUUAUAAUGCAAAACAAGCUGAAGCAAGAAACCCCUGCUGUACUUGAAGAUUUGCAUAAAGCCAACAUUCGCACUGUCAUGGUUACAGGGGAUAAUAUGUUAACUGCUAUCUCUGUGGCCAGAGACUGUGGAAUGAUUCUACCUCAGGAUAAGGUCAUUAUUGCUGAAGCACUACCUCCAAAGGAUGGGCAGGCUGCCAGGAUCAACUGGCAUUAUGCAGAUACCCUCGCAAAAUGCACUAGUUCAUCACCAGCCAUAAACUCAGAGGAUAUUCCAGUUAAAUUGGUCCAUGAAAGCCUUGAGGAUCUCCAGAUGACCAAAUACCAUUUUGCAAUGAAUGGAAAGUCAUUUGCAGUGAUUCUGGAGCAUUUCCAGGAUCUGGUACCCAAGCUUGUGUUACAUGGCACUGUGUUUGCUCGCAUGGCACCUGAUCAGAAAACUCAGCUGGUGGAAGCUUUACAAAAUGUAGAUUACUAUGUGGGCAUGUGUGGAGAUGGUGCAAAUGAUUGUGGAGCACUAAAGAGGGCACAUGGUGGUAUAUCUUUGUCUGAACUUGAGGCUUCUGUGGCAUCACCGUUCACUUCCAGGACACCUAGUAUUUCCUGUGUGCCAAAGCUGAUCAGGGAAGGCCGUGCUGCUUUAAUAACUUCCUUUUGUGUAUUUAAGUUCAUGGCAUUAUACAGCAUUAUCCAGUACAUCAGUGUUACUCUGCUGUAUUCUAUCCUGAGCAAUCUGGGAGAUUUCCAGUUUCUCUUCAUUGAUUUGGCAAUCAUUUUGGUGGUUGUCUUCACUAUGAGUUUGAACCCUGCUUGGAAGGAACUUGUUGCGCAAAGGCCUCCAUCAGGUCUUAUCUCAGGUCCACUUUUGUGUUCCGUUUUGUCUCAGAUCAUCAUCUGCUUUGCUUUCCAAAUCCUUGGGUUUUUUUGGGUCAAGCAACAGUCCUGGUAUGAGCAUUGGACAAUAGAAUCUGAUGCGUGUCAUGUAUUGAAUGCCACAAACACCAGCUCUGCCCACUAUGAGAACGAAACUCUUCAUGAUGAACAUAACAUUAAAAAUUAUGAAAACACGACUUUGUUUUUUAUCUCCAGCUUUCAGUACCUCAUAGUGGCGAUUGUCUUUUCUAAAGGAAAGCCCUUUAGACAACCAUGCUACAAAAAUUUUCUGUUUGUUAUUUCCGUGAUAGUUCUUUAUGUCUUCAUAUUUUUCAUCAUGUUGCAUCCAGUUGAAUCUAUUGACGCAUUUCUUGAGCUCGUGUGUGUGCCAUAUGAGUGGCGUCUAAGAAUUCUCAUCAUUGUUAUUGUCAAUGCAAUUGUAUCCGUGUUGGUGGAGAAUGUCCUCCUUGAUAUGAUCCUUUGGAAGGUUGUGUUCAAUCGAGACAAACAAGGAGAAUAUCGCCUCAACAUACCCCAGCCGCCUCAGGAGGCUGUGGAUCACUGGGGAGCUUGUUUCCUUUCUUCACUGUUUGGCUGUAGAGAGAAGACACCAAAAGCCAAGUAUAUGCAUCUAGCUCAGGAACUGCUGGUUGAUCCAGAAUGGCCACCAAAACCCAGAACAACAACAGAAGCUAAAGUACCUUCUCAAGAAAAUGGUUCAUAUCAAAUCAUCACUUUAACAUAACAACGGAUCUUGGUGGCAUGUGUCUUUAGUAGAAUUUAGAAGAAUGUAAUUUUCAGGCUUCAUUUGAAAUUACAUUAUACUAAAUGUCAAAUUCUGAGCAGAUACUUCCAACUGUUUUUGUUUGUCUGAAUACAUAAUUCAGAGCCAGACUCUCAUAGCUAUACAUUUUAAAAAUGUAGGUUACCUUAGGCAGAACAAAACUGGUCAUCUUUUCUUCCACCUUCUUCUAACUUAAAAAUACAGUUAUUCCAAAAUGAGAUAUAUUUGGAGAUUUAAACUGCAGGGCAGUUAAACAGGUUCGCUUUAUUUGCCUGGGAUAUCUUAAUCAUUGUUCUAACUUGUUUACCAGGGCACCUGUUAAUGUAAGCUCUAUGAUGUAAGGCUUUUGUGGUAGUACUAGAGACACGUAAUGACCUUUUUGGCUGUUUUCUUUUGGUUUCUCUCUCUCUCUCUCUCUCUCUCUCUCUCUCUCUUUUUUUUUUUUUUUUUUUUUUUCCAAUUUUCCCUGUUGAAAAGCUUUGUGCCUCAGAAUGGUUCUGAAGUUUUGGUGAAUGUAGCCCUAAGUUUGUCCCUACUAGCAAGGAGUGUUUCCAGGUGAAAAAGUUUGUGUUUAAGUUUAGUUUCUUUGUCUGCCACAGCAGGAAUUGGGAGCACUAUAGAAACAAUACAUUCUGUCCCUAAGCAGAAAUUACGUUGUUCUCAAGUGUGUUCUUAGCUUCUCUUCUAGCUAACCCUGAAAAGCUGAAGACAGACUCCAGUAAAGGAGGCGUUAGGCUAUACCUUAACCUGUUUGGAGAAGGAGGGCUGGAGAACCUAACAUUUUUUUUUUCCAUCUCACCUUUUAUUACUUUUAACUAUAUCUCCACAGACCUUACUUUUUACAACAGAAAGAUAAGGUUUUAUUUUUAAAUCUUAAGAAAAUUUUAUUAUAUGCCUUGAAGUAGUAAGGCCAAAGUUACUGCUGCAAGGAGAGAGUGGGGGGAGAUAUUUUCACAAGCCCACACUUGGGACUUCUGCAUGUUAAGAACAUAUGCAUUUCAAAGAAUCUGCCAGUGUCUUAAGCACUAUAUGUAGCUGUAUGAAGCAAAACUUAAAAAAAAAAAAAAAAAAAAAAAAAAAAAAAAAAAAAAAAAAAAAAAAAAAAAAAAGAGCUAAAAUCUUGUCUUGCUGUAGAACUAAGGCUUAUCUGGAUCUGGAUUUUAUUUUUUUAAACUUGCAUCACCAGUAAUGCUGCUUUAAGUACUUGGAUCAGCAAUGCACGAUUUUGCCGCUAGGUGGUGUCAAAGAAAACCCAAGAUCUCUAGAGAAAUAGAUCAGCAAAGAUGUAGGGGUAGGCGUUGUCUUCACAAGCAGAGCUUAAACAAAAGUGUGUGUUAAGAAUUCUUGUGUGUUUUGGGGGGGGUUUUGUUUUGUUUAACGUCCAUGAGAAAGAACUACAAGCUACUUACCUUCAAACCAUCGUUGGAUUGCUGCACUUAAAUUGUUGUGUCUUUGGGAAGAUAGCAAAAAUGUUGGCUAUUGAUCUGCCUUUUUUUAACCAAGUGGAACUGACUGAUUCAGAUGCCCCUGAACUUGAAGGGGGGCAUCUAAGAUCCGGAGCUGCCCUUUAGAGAGAACUCAUGUAGGGAUUAGAGGGAGGGCCCCAGACUGGCUGGGACUUCUGUGUGUGUAUUUUGAUGACAGAGUUUGGGAUGGUAGGGUCUUUGUUUACUUUUCAAAUUCCUAUGGGGAUUAUUCUAUUCCAAAAUUGUUUUAGUAAGUGGAAUUUUUCCAGGUCAGGCUUAUUUCCUUGUGCUUUUCUGUAAGGCAGUCUGUGGCAGUGUCCUCUACUGUUCAUUUUAGGAUUUUUGCAGUGUUGAACAUGCUGUGCCAAUAGUGAACUUAAGUGGUGCUAAAUGGUUUGGAAGAUGUUUUUCUAGAACUUGAAGGUUAGUAGAAAAUAACACUUGCUCCUCAGAAAUAGUAUGCUUAUAGUAUACUAUCCUCCAGUCCAGCUGUCAGUUCU